UAAACUGAUGACUGUCUAAUGUAUUUAGAUAUACUUUAUUUUAAACAAAUAAAAGGCUAUGUACAGUAUGUACACCUCGGAUUUAUAGAAUUUAAAAACAAUCUUUUGAUAAGGUGCGUUAAAUCAAGUAUAUCGCCUUACGGUAGUUCAACUUAUCGUAGCAUUUUAAGCGCGUUCAAUCCAAUACGCAUCUUGUUUAUUUUGCGCGCAGUGUGGGAAUUCCCCAAUAAUUCCCCGUUCACAACCUUCAUACUAAGAGUGGAUUGUCGGACUAUUUAUAUAAACACUGCGUUACCGAGAAGGUUACACAAGCUGAUCUCAUGAAAAGUUAGCAAGCAUUAUUAUUAACGGAUAUCGGUAUCAAAUUAUUAGUUCAGCAAUUAGUUUGAACCAGGAACAGAAAUUGUGAUUUAACAUUUGAGGAGUAUAUAAGCAGGUCUCUUCAGAUGAAACCCAUGGAAAAAGAAGUUAUAAUGGCAGCCCAGUCUGUGGCGAGUAUCUCAGGAAGCAGUCUAGCUCUGGAAGUGGAGCGAGACAAUUACCGAGAAAAAGUGGAACAUUUUAAACUUCUAAUUAUGAAACUGCAAGAGGAAUUACAUUUUUUUAAAGCAAAGAAUGAAGGAGCGGAAACUGUCUCAAAACUUUUACAAGAAUCCAAACAGGAAUGUGCAGGUUUGAAAAAGAAAGCCGGACAGCUAGAAUCUGUGAUAAAAAAUUUGCAGAGUCGCUUAGAGCAGCAUGGUUUAUCAACGGACAUUGUGUUGAACGAGAGUGAGACUUAUGUGCCAGGUCAUUCUAAGAGACUGCUGGAAAAUUUGACGCGGGAAAACACGAGAUUACGGAAUCUUAUAAGAUCCAAAUCAUGCGAUCCUGAGGAAUUAGCCAGACUUCAACAGGAAAAUGCUGAUCUCCAAUCAAGUGUAGCCGAAUUGCAGAACGACCUCAAAUCGUCCGCAGACGAAAAGUGCCGAACAAUCAACGAACUUCGCCAGGAACUGUCUGUCCUGAACAAUGAGCUGUCGUCUCGCCAACAUCUCGUGACGAGACUCGUCGAGCAGCGGCAAGACUUGCAGCAGCAGUUGGUCAGCGUGGCCGAACAGUGCCGGACGUUGGCCUCGCGACUCGAUGAGCAGGCGAAGGAGGCUGAAAAAGUCGUCCAGUCCGCGACGCAGAAGACAUCUCAAGACUCUUCCAACAUAGCAGUUCUUGCGGAGAAUAAGGAGUUGAAAAAGCAAAUCAAAGAGGUGAUGGAGAUGAAUCGACGCUGGCAGGAGUUUCACACGCAGCGCGAGGAGUAUGUGAAUAAGCUCCGCAGCGACCUUGAUCGCAAGUUGGCAAGCGUUCCGGAAGUAAAGGCCAGUCAGGGUCAAGCGUCUGUCGAGGCGGAGUUCAACCGGAUGUUAGACAAAAACAAGUGUCUCACGGGUGAGAUCGAGGAAAUAAAACGUCAGCGGACGCGGUUGACAAGAGAUUACGAAUUAUCAAAGCGGGAUAUGGAAAAUGCAGCAGGUCAGAUAACAGCUCUCAAGAAAGAGAUUGCCGAACUUUCCAAAUCCGGUCAUCGCAAGCAAAGGGAAAGUGAAAGUGAAACUAUAAACGCGCUGAAAGCUCAAAUCCAGAUUUGUACGGAAGACUUUGAGUCGGAACGACGCGACCGAGAGAGGGCGCAAAACAAGCUGGGUCGGCUAGAGAACGAGAUCGAACAUUUGAGGAAAGAGAAUGCCUCUCUGAAGAGGACGCUGGAGACGUUCAACUCUUCCCCCCGUUGGAGCCCCGCUACCGAGUACACUGACCCCGCCUACCAUCAACAAUUCAUCCAAUCAGCCUACAGCUCAGAGGGUCUAGCGGCACGUGGAGCUCAGACAAAGCGGGUGACGCAAGCAGUGUCGUCGAAUCAACACCUAGACCGCUACAACGUAGUGGACUCGCCCAAUCAACACCUAGACCGCUACAACGUAGUGGACUCGCCCAAUCAACACCUAGACCGCUACAACGUAGUGGACUCGUCCAAUCAUCACAUAGACCAUAACAACGUAGUGGACUCGCCCGCCAGCAACACGCGGGGCAUUGUGCUUGAAUAUAUAGACCGAAACGAGACAGAUUGUGAUGUAAAACCCAGUAAUUAUGACGUUCUUGAUAGCCCGACUAAGCCAUUCGUGCAAAAUGACGUCACUAAUCUUCAGGACGAAGACCAUUUUAUGUCCCUGAACGCUCUGUCCAUUUCGUCCCACUCCAAAGACGAUAAUAACUCAGGAAAUGUGUCCUCGCCGGAGUCUUCAAAGAGAAACAGCACCGACCAGACGCGCGUGGUUGUCAUGUCGUCACCAAUUGUGAACACUAUGACGGCAGAAGACAAUUUUAGCGUUCUGAGGUGUCCCACGUGCAACGAGGCUUUCACUAGCGACCAGCAUGUCGAACUUCUUGAACAUAUGGAAAAGUGUAUCUGAAAGAAAAUAAAAAAUACCGUCGCUUG
Molecule: messenger RNA, 2473 nt
Organism: Dreissena polymorpha
Lineage: Eukaryota; Metazoa; Mollusca; Bivalvia; Myida; Dreissenidae
Product: optineurin-like
Exons: 8
Coding region: 447-2447 (666 amino acids)
Biological process (GO): regulation of phosphatidylinositol 3-kinase/protein kinase B signal transduction; mitotic cytokinesis
Source: RefSeq, a predicted model, not a curated record